AUGGAGUUCUGGUUGAUUUCGGUUCCUCUGGAUAAAGUCAGCUGUCAGUCUUUAGAGAAACUCAAACGGGUCUCAGCCAAAACCGAUCAGACCACAAGCUCCAGAUUCCACAUCCCAGAGCUGAAGGUAGGAACGCUGGAUGUGCUGCUGGAGGUCUCUGAUGACCUGUCCCGACUGGACUCCUAUACAGAGGGGGUGAUGCGUCAGACCUCUCAGUGUUUGGCUGAGGUGAUGGAAGACAGCAUGCUGGUGAACGGAGAGCACAGGACUCAUCAGAAAGAUCGACAGGCAACACAGAAAUCGUACUUCCAGACUAUACAAGUGGAUUUGGCAACAUAUGUGACCAGGUUUCAAUGGGACAGAGCGAAAUACCCCACUGCACAGCCUCUGAAGACCCUCACUGACAUCAUCUCCAAACAAGUUUCUCAGGUGGACAUCGAGUUGAAAUCACGCAGGGCUGCUUACAGUCAAGUGAACGCCAGUAUUCAAAGCUUUGAGAGAAAAACUGAGGGAAGCUUGCAGACCCGUGCAUUGACCAAUAUUGUGAAAAGGGAGGACUUGGUUUUGAAUUCAGAGUACCUCACAACCCUGCUAGUUGUGGUGCCCAGAACGGCAUAUGCUUUAUGGGAGAAGACAUAUGAGUCGAUGUCAAAGUUUGUGGUUCCUCGUUCCAGCCGGAAGUUGAUUGAGGAUGUAAAUGCAGGAAUUUUCACAGUAACGCUGUUUAAGAAUGUCACUGCCGAAUUCAAAACCAAUGCCAAAAAGCACAAGUUUACAGUGCGGGAAUACAACCUGGAUGAAGGCGAGAAACAAAUGCAGGAGAUGAACCGUCUCACUUUGAAUAAGAAGGAGCUGUGUAGAACAUUUGUGUGUUGGCUAAAGGUGAACUUCAGUGAGAUCUUUGUGGCCUGGAUUCACAUCAAGGUCCUCCGUACCUUUGUUGAGUCAGUUCUAAGGUAUGGUCUGCCGGUCAGUUUCCAAGCUAUUUUGCUACAGCCCGGUAAGAAGAAUAGAAAGCAGCUGAGGCAGCAACUCGGCUCUUUAUUCAAACACCUCGACCCAGCAGCGGUGACCGGUAAACCAGAUGUGGGGCUUGAUAUUCCAGAUGGAAGCAGUGGCCAGCAGGAAUAUUUCUCCUACAUCUUUUAUCCAAUCAAAAUUCAUUUGGUGGAUCCAAGUUAAUGCUAAAUCACAGAAUAAAGAUAUUUGGCACCCUGACAGACAGAUGGAAUACAUUGGUUACUGAGUGUGAACUUUUUUAUGGCCUAAACUAUUUGAAGACAGAUACAUUUAUUUGACAACGGCUGGUUACUAUGCAAAUGACUAUUUUUGUUGUUAUAUGUUCAUGUAUUUUCACUUCUAAUGCCCGAUCAAUUUAAAUAAGGCUUUCCGUGUCUAAUUACAAGACUCCGAUGAAUAACCCAGAGUACAGAAUGUAAAUAGACAGGGUAGGUAAACUUUAAUUUUGUAAUUAAACUGUAAUCAUUUCAAAACA
Molecule: messenger RNA, 1495 nt
Organism: Carassius gibelio (silver crucian carp)
Lineage: Eukaryota; Metazoa; Chordata; Actinopteri; Cypriniformes; Cyprinidae
Product: V-type proton ATPase subunit C 1-B-like
Exons: 13
Coding region: 1-1182 (393 amino acids)
Biological process (GO): proton transmembrane transport
Cellular component (GO): vacuolar proton-transporting V-type ATPase, V1 domain; lysosomal membrane
Molecular function (GO): proton-transporting ATPase activity, rotational mechanism
Source: RefSeq, a predicted model, not a curated record